This is a messenger RNA of Bradysia coprophila, 1196 nucleotides long. RefSeq names its product EARP-interacting protein homolog. Gene Ontology annotation, molecular function: protein binding. Lineage: Eukaryota; Metazoa; Arthropoda; Insecta; Diptera; Sciaridae. Gene Ontology annotation, biological process: protein ubiquitination. The record is from RefSeq and is a predicted model, not a curated record.
UCAAAUCAGUUAAUUUUUGAUACAACAACGAAAUGGACGAAAACAACAGCAUUAUUUACGGUCUUGAGAGUCAGGCUCGAAGUCUCACUCCUCAGUUGGCUGAACCUAAAGAAAUCCGGUUUUUCAUUGCAACGCAAACCUUAAAACCGAACAACCAGCUACAUCUUAUUGAACUAAAUGAAAGUUCGUCGUCGCUGAGCGCAAAGAUAUUUGCUCAUCCUUUGGGAGAAGUAUGGAAACUGAAUUCCAGUCCACAUGAUCCUCGAGUUAUAGUUUCGACAUACAGCUGUCAGAAGGGGUCUCAAGUUGUAAUGCAAUCUGCGCUACUUCGACUUCCCGAAUCUCUAGAAAAUACAGAAAACAAGGAAUACUUAUCGUUUGAAAGCACCGAUAUUUUGGACACUCAAGCUCAUGGAAAUGAAAUCAAAACAACCGAAUUCCAUCCAACCGAUUCUAAUAAACUAGCGACUGUAAUUGACGGGAAAAUUUUACUUCACGAACAAACUGAAGCGAAAGUUGUAGUUGUAUCAACGUUGACUGGCAAAAAUUCUCCAAAAUAUUCUACCGGAAAGUGGUCUCAGCAUCAUCAGGGAAACCAAUUUGUGUGUUUAUACGAUUGUGGUAUACGUAGCUACGAUAUCCGAGAUCCGAAUCAUUGUGCGUGGCAAAUUGAAGAUGGACAGUUUAUUCGUGAUUUAGAUUGUAACCCGAACAAGCAAUGUCUUUUGGUUACUGGAGGUGAUGAUGGAACAUUGAAAAUUUGGGAUACUCGAAAUAUAAAGGAACCCGUAUUCCUUAGAAGUGAUCAUUCACAUUGGAUUUGGAGUGUACGGUUCAACACAUUCCACGAUCAGCUCAUACUCUCCAGUAGCAGCGAUUGUAAAGUAUUAUUGACUUGUGCGUCAAGCGUUAGUUCAGAGGCAACUGAUGAAAAUGGAGAACAGAAAGAGAAGAUUCCGGAUGGCUUGCUGCAAACAUUUGACGGACAUGAAGACUCUGUUUACUGUUGUGAAUGGAGUAGUACCGAUCCUUGGAUUUUUGCUUCGUUAAGUUAUGAUGGUAGAGUGAUCGUGUCCAAGGUGCCCAAACAAUUCAAAUACAAAAUUCUACUUUAAUGCAUUUUAUUAGUUACGCUCGCAUUGGGACACGCGAGACAUGAUUUAAUUAUAAACAUUAAACAUAUUUAUUGUGUAAAA